AGCUACAGGCAGGUGAGUUUGAUUGGGGUUGGAAUUGACCUGUUCUUGAAUCUUUAAAAUUCGAUUUUACAGAGGUUGAUAUUGCAGCAACACGUAUUUGUCUUAGUUUUGUGCGGUUUGCUCACAGGCUGGGAGGAUGACAGCUCGAGUGUAUUUCUCGUUGAUUGCUGUUUUUUCGUGUCUGUUCGGAUACUUGAGCAUAGCCCACGCUAUUCAAAGACGAACCACAGUGAAGCCGGGUCAGUGUCCCGUACCGGAGAUGAUUCCACUGUGUGCUAAAAGCUGUUUCCGUGAUGGCCAGUGUCCUGCCACGCAGAAAUGUUGCCCAACCACCGGUGGCUUUGCAUGCAGUGAACCACGUGGUCAGGGAAGAGAUCAAGCAAGUUGCCAGGGAAGCGGAGCUGGUCAGGGACAGGGAAGCGGGGCUGGUCAGGGCGCCGGACAGGGAAGCGGGGCUGGUCAGGGAGCCGGUCAGGGAAGCGGAGCAGGUCAGGGUCAGGGAAGCGGAGCAGGUCAGGGUCAGGGAAGCGGAGCGGGUCAGGGCGCCGGACAGGGAAGCGGAGCGGGUCAGGGCGCCGGACAGGGAAGCGGAGCCGGCCAGGGAAGCGGAGCUGGUCAGGGAGCCGGACAGGGCCAGGGAAGCGGAGCUGGACAGGGAAGCGGAGCCGGUCAGGGCGCAGGACAGGGUCAGGGAAGUGGCGCAGGACAGGGAAGCGGAGCCGGUCAGGGCUCAGGACAGGGACAGGGAAGCGGAGCCGGUCAGGGCUCAGGACAGGGUCAGGGAAGCGGAGCCGGUCAGGGUGCAGGACAGGGUCAGGGAAGCGGAGCCGGUCAGGGAAGCGGAGCCGGUCAGGGAAGCGGAGCCGGACAGGGCCAGGGAAACGGAGCUGGUCAGGGAAGCGGCGCAGGACAGGGAAGCGGCGCAGGACAG
Molecule: messenger RNA, 931 nt
Organism: Carassius auratus (goldfish)
Lineage: Eukaryota; Metazoa; Chordata; Actinopteri; Cypriniformes; Cyprinidae
Product: fibroin heavy chain-like
Exons: 4
Cellular component (GO): extracellular region
Molecular function (GO): peptidase inhibitor activity
Source: RefSeq, a predicted model, not a curated record